AUGGCGAUGGUCGAGCGGCUCGAGGACGACGAUGUGGCAUGGCGUCGGCAUGUGCUGAUGGAAAUCGAUCCAUAUGAGGCUGAACCGCAGUCGGUGGCAAAACUGGAGAGACCCGAACCUGAUCUUCCCUCAGCAGGUGUAUCUGGCGGGGAAGUGGAAGAGAAGGACGAGCGACGUGAAGCAGAGCUUCAGUUUGAUUCUGCACCCUCCGACGACGAGCCUAGUCCGACAAGGAACCAGCCGAGCUCUCCUCAAAAAUUGCAGGUUGCUGAGGCACAAGAGGAUGUACACCGAGAGCAGUCGGAAGCAACCCGAGCAGAGUCGCCGGAGUCAUUGAACGUGGAGUCCGUGGAUGACUCGGUCCAUGCUACAAUCGAAGAUGCUGCCGUGCAGGACGACAAGGAAGCGACUGCCCAGGAAGCUCCCGAGGAGGACGCUGAGCAAGGUGCCGGAAGCUGCAAAACCGCUGAGGUCCUGACGACGCAGCCUGAAGCAGAUGGCAGCAAUGCGCAGAAGCAGGAGGAGAUGAAGCCCAUUCAGAAGAUGCGGCGUGUUUUCAUGCAGAGGUCCCGCCGUGGCCCUCCAGGUACAAACGACGACAAGGAGCCUCACAAGCAAGCGCAGGGUGACCAGCAGAACGAGCGUGCCCCGGACGAGCCGGAGCCUGCCACGGUGAAUGAGCAUGGCGGGGCCGCAGCGACUUCCAGCCCGGAGCCGGAGCCCGGAGAGCUCGAGAGUGAGCGGCCAGAGGAAGGCGACCGCGACUUGGCUGAGGCUGAGGCCAUUGAGGAGCCCGUCGCUGAGGGUGCCGAGCAUUCCCAAGGUGAGGCGGGGACCAUGGAGCCAGAUGCCACCCAGGAGCCUCAAGAUGAGGCGGAAGGCGCGCCUCAGGUCGAGGAGCCUGUCAAGGAGCCCUCGGACGAGCCAGGCUCCGAGCUCGAGCCGGCAACGAAGCCGGCGGUGGAGAGCUUCGACAUCCCCGAGGAGCCCGAACACGGUGCCCGGCAUUCUCCGACAGGCCCUGCUCAGGAACCAGCGACAGUUCCCAAUCCGCCAGCCAGGAGGUCCAGAUCCGUGGGUGCGGUGGCAAAGGAGCCCUCCUCGGGGGAGUCCGCUGGUCCUGGCGAGCUUGCUAGGCGUGUGUGGCGCGCUUCUGCAGCUCCCACAAGGUCCAGAAGUGCUGCUCCGAAUUCGGAGAUCCCCAAUGUUGCAACUGCAGCAAGAGAUCUUCGACCCCGUCGCCGGGACAACAGGCGCGUGCCACGGGGCAAGAAAGGGCCAAGGUCGGUAUCGCCACAGCACAAGGUGGAGGAUGCACCAGCUGCAGGCCGUGCUUCGAAGAUGAAUGCAGAGGCCAAGGAGUCCAAGGAGUUCGCACAGCCGCGGGUUUGGAAGGCACGAAAGCCAAAGACUGAAGCGACGUCGCCAAGGCAGCCCUCUCCCGAGAGCCGCAAAGUGAACACGGAGUCGCUGCCGGAGGUCAGCUGGAAGCCCGCUGCCGAUUUUGGAAAAGCGCCACGGCCACCCAGGACAAUUCGUUCUGCCGGUGCUCGAGCCAGGGCCACGCCCGAGGCUCCUGCUCCCGAAGCAUGA
Symbiodinium sp. CCMP2456 is the source of this 1593-nucleotide messenger RNA. The record is from the annotation of a GenBank genome assembly. Lineage: Eukaryota; Dinophyceae; Suessiales; Symbiodiniaceae.